Messenger RNA from Chenopodium quinoa (quinoa), 2445 nucleotides. RefSeq lists its product as uncharacterized. The transcript has a single exon. The record is from RefSeq and is a predicted model, not a curated record. Lineage: Eukaryota; Viridiplantae; Streptophyta; Magnoliopsida; Caryophyllales; Amaranthaceae. Bases 691 to 2166 code for a protein of 491 amino acids.
UAUUUUUCUAUUAGAAAAAAUCAAAAUAGAAGUGACAUGAAGAACAUGAAUGGAAAAAUGGGAGCAUAGAAAGAGAGCAAGAAAAAGGAGGAAAAUAUGACUUCAAUUAGUACUAGAAAGAAGAAGAAAAAAAAAACAUUUUUAAGAACUAUUUUCACCGACUAAUUAACCAAAUAAAAGUACUUAAAAACCAAAAUUUCCAAGUAAACAGUUUUAAACCCAACCAAGUUACCAACAAACAUUACGCUCUCGUAUUAAUCCAUGGAUUUUUAUGCAUCCUAAUUUCCCAGUGCCUUAAGUCAUUGACUCUAAACAAAUGAAGGGAAUAUCAGAGUAUAGUCCAGCAAAUUCGCUAAAUAGUCAGAGCAACAAUAAAAAAAAAAUAAAAAAAAAAAAAAAACAAAAUGAUUGAGAGAAAACCUGUCAAAUGUAGAGAGAAUUAACUAAAAGAGUCAGCUCCCUUAACUCUGAGCAUAACAGUACAACACAUUGUCCACCUCAGCAUCAUUUACGAACCCAACCUUCCUUAUAAAUACCACUCUUCACACCCCCCAUUUUUUAUCACUCCUCACUCCCUCCUCCUCUCCCUCCCCCCCUCCUCCACAUAUCCUCGCUUUGGCGGAACUUGAUUUGAUUUAAUAAAAUUAUUGGAAAUCCACCGGUCUCCCGGUUCCGAAAAGAAAAAACAAAAUGACUUGCUCAGAAUUAAAAUCAUCAUCUUCUCCAUCAUCCGUUACAGUAGUUUCAAAAACAACUGUUAUCCCCUCCCAACCUUCCACCAUAGAAGACCUUAAACUCUCAGUCUCUGACCUCCCUAUGCUUUCCUGCCAUUACAUUCAGAAAGGCGGUCUAUUCACCCGACCACCGAUCAUUUCCACCGCUUUGAUUGCCCUCCUUAAGGAAGGCCUUGCUGUUACCUUAACUCAUUUUCCCGCCCUCGCCGGCCGGUUUGUGACCAAUUCCCUCGGUUACGUUCAUAUUACUUGCAACGAUUCCGGAAUUGACUUCAUCCACGCCACCGCCAAGAGUGUCUUUAUCCGUGACAUUCUCUCUCCUACCGACGUCCCUGACGUCGUCAAGGAAUUCUUUACUUAUGAUCGGACUGUUAGUUACAAAGGCCAUUUUCAGCCGUUGUUGGCGGUUCAGUUCACGGAGCUUGCUGACGGUGUUUUCAUCGGUUGCUCUGUUAAUCACUCUGUUACUGACGGAACCUCUUUCUGGAAUUUUUUCAAUACUUUUGCUGAGGUUUGUAGGGGAGUCAAGAGAAUCACGAAGUCGCCGGAUUUUAGCCGGAAUUCGGUGAUUAUCUCGCCGGCGGUUCUGAAGGUUCCAGAAGGUGGCCCGGUGGUUACUUUCAAUGAGAAGGAGCCUUUAAGAGAGAGAAUUUUCAGUUUUAGCAGAGAAGCAAUUUUGUUGUUGAAAUCGAAGGUGAAUCACCGGAAAUUGUCGAAUUCCGCCGUGGAAAUGCUCGGAAAACAGAGCAACGAUCCAUGGAAUAACAACAAAGACGGAAAAAUGGCGUCGAAAAUCGAGAAUUGGUUACGAAACGCGGUUGCCGUUUCGAAACCUCAGAGCUUGACCGAAACGGAAUCAAUGGCGGUUGAGAUCUCGUCUUUUCAAUCUCUCUCCGCGCUUCUAUGGAGGUGUGUUACUCGCGCGAGAAAACUAAAUCCUGAUAAAACGACGACGUUUAGGAUGGCCGUUAAUUGCCGUCAUAGAUUAGAGCCGAAGUUGGACCCACUUUACUUCGGAAACGCGAUUCAGAGCAUCCCAACCGUUGCUUUGGUUGAUGAUGUGUUGUCCAAUGAUCUACGGUGGGCCGCGGAGCAGCUGAAUAAAAACGUGAAGGAUCAUGGAAACGACACCGUUAGGAAGUACGUUUCUGAAUGGGAGAGUAACCCCAGGACUUUUCCUUUGGGUAAUUUUGAUGGGGCGAUGAUUACAAUGGGUAGUUCGCCCCGAUUCCCGAUGUACGAUAAUGACUUCGGGUGGGGAAGACCCGUGGCGGUGAGAAGCGGGCGGGCUAAUAAAUUCGAUGGGAAGAUAUCCGCUUUCCCGGGUCGAGAAGGUGGAGGGAGUGUUGACCUUGAGGUGGUUUUAUCACCCGAGACGAUGGCGGGUCUUGAAUCCGACCCGGAGUUUAUGCAAUUUGUAACUAGUUGUUAGGCCCUAAAUGGAGAAAUUGAAAUUGAAUGGUGUUGUUGGGUUGUAAAUUUGAUUGAUGACCCUGAAGGGUCAACCCGUGGUGUUUGUCGGGUCAUCGGGUAAAUGGGUGGGUGAGAUAAUGAGAGAAAGCGGCCUUUUUCAUAUUUCUUUUUCCCCUUAUUUUAUGUUCUUCUAUCUUAACCUUCUAUUGUGCCAUAAUUCUAAUUCUAAUUCUAAUUGUAAUCUUACUUUUUACCUUAAUUCUUAUAUUAUAGAAGUAAAAAUAUAUUUCAUUUGAAA